UGUCUUUUAAGCUUCCCAAGAUAUUAAUAUUGGGAAAAGCAUUAGAUGUGAGUAACUAAGUACUGUGAAAGAUACAUUUAUUAUAAAUACAUCCAAUAGUUUGAAAUGUUUUUGGCAAGAUUACAAAACAGACUGGAACAAAAAAGAAAAAGCAUACAUUUGUGCAGUGCGACAAAAUUGUCGUUAAAACGUUGCUGUCAUCUACAACAUGUCAAGCGCGUUGCUUAUGAAUAGACAAGUUAAAGUAUAUUUUUGUAUUUUGAAUCCAUAAGCCGGCAACUGUGCAACUGUAUUCCUAUUAAAGUGGUAUUGCUUUAACAGGUCUUUAAAUUUUUUCAAUUGCACAUUUAUAAUGCCUGUUAUACUACUGAACCGGUUACCUUUACCAAAUUUAAAAACAUACGUGUGCUUAAGUGUAUUGGCACUUUCGUCAUGUGUUUAUUUUGCUACCACAGUUAUCAAAAACCCCGACUGGAAUAAGGGCAAAAGUGGAAUUAGCAACGAGAAUGAGACUUUCAAUGAAACAGAUAAAUUUUCAGGAGAUACAAGGCCAUUACGACAGUAUAUAUCCGAGAUAUUUUUAGUAAUGGUUCAUGAAGCAGUUUGUGUUUGGGUAAUGAUAAACAUGGCAUGUUGUUGCCUUAUAUUACUUGGACGAUGUAUACAAAAGUUAGUUUUUGACGAACUUCGGAUUUCUGAGCAACAACAUUUGGAAGAGAAGUUUUGGAACUUUAUAUUUUACAAGUUUAUAUUUGUAUUUGGCGUGAUAAAUGUACAAUAUAUGGACGAAGUUUUACUCUGGUGCUCUUGGUUUUCGCUACUUGGUUUUUUACACUUACUUUCACAAUUGAGCAAGGACAGAUUUGAAUAUAAUUUUCAGUUAUCAUUUUCUUUAACGACGCCUGUAUGGAAUCACGUGAAACUCCUGACGCUUCUCAUAUGCAUCUUCGCACUGUCAGGUUUCAUGCUACUGAUAAGCACAUUCGUAGGCUUUUUCGAGGGACUUAAUACAUUUGCAUUCAUGUCAGCAGAGGUUAUUUUGCUGAGUUUACGGACUGUACAUGUAAUUUUGCGGUACGUCAUGCACUUAUAUGAUGUGUUUCGAGAUGGUUCAGGGUCUGUAAGUAAUGUAUCUAGUUCUGUUUGGGAAAAAAGAGGUCCCGUCGUUUACUACGUCGAAUUGGUUUUUGAAAUGAGCGCUUAUAUCAUUGAUUUUGUACACCACCUUCAUAUGCUUGUUUGGAGCAAUAUAUUUUUAUCAAUGGCUAGUUUAGUAAUCUGCAUGCAGCUUAGGUAUCUCUUUCAUGAGCUCCAACGAAGAUAUAAAAAACACAGAAAUUAUUUAUGGGUUCUAAAACAUAUGGAGCAAAAUUAUCCUAUUGCUUCACCAGACGAAUUAUCACAAAAUUGUGACAAUUGUGCUAUAUGCUGGGAGAAGAUGGAAUCAGCUAGAAAACUCCCAUGCAACCACCUGUUUCAUACGAUGUGUUUGCAAUCUUGGCUGGAGCAGGAUAAAUCUUGUCCUACUUGUAGAUUAACAUUGAAUAUUGAAACUCCUAUGGGAGGGCGUGUCGAACUCCUGCCAGAAUUACAGAAUGACCCUCCACAACCUACCAGGAGACAUUUGAACCAUUUCUUUCAUUUCGAUGGUUCACGAUACGUAUCGUGGUUGCCCAGUUUUUCGGUGGAAGUGAGUCAUGCUCAGCUAGUACGACCAGACCAAUUAGUGGCCACUAAUUCUCAGUUGGACGCCAUGGCCAGGCAGGUGCAACAAAUGUUUCCUCAUAUUCCUCUUUCCACGAUCGUAGACGAUUUGAGGGUCACUAGGUCGGUGGAGCUUACUGUGGAAAACAUUCUUGAAGGGCAUGUGGUUCCUCCGCCAAUUUUUCGCGAAUUGGACGUUCGCCCAACGGUGGUUCCAAUGUCCACUAAUUCUAGAAACUCUCCAACUGGUGAUUCGUUUAACGUCGAUGAGGAAUCGUCUGAGAAUUGGGACGAACUUACUUCCGAUAACGUUGACAUGGAGGAAUUUUCGGGUCUUGGAAGUCGUUUCUCAAAGUCGUCAUCCGAAAGAGAGUACAUGUUACAUAAACGUAAAGAACAAAUGUUACGCGUGGCUAGAAAGAAGUACAUGGAAAAACAGAAGACGAAACUGGAUUCUUCCCAGAGGUGAAGAUGUUAAUAAAUCAUGUCAAUAAUCCUCCCGCCUCGUACUGGUGAUUCUCGUGUUGGCUCAAGGCAAAGUAAAGGCUCGUUCACUUACUAAGGGACUGAAUUAAAUGCUAGUUAGUAAACUGUUUAUAUUGUAUUGUACGAAACUAUUUUUUUUAUUGGCAGUACUUACAUCCUAUACCGCAGCUUGUACUCUAGUAAAUAAUUACUAACAACUAACGACGGUUCAGAGAACCUUAGAAGUGUUAAAAUUAUCGUUCUGUUUAGACAGAAUAGGCGCCUGUGUCUGUUGUUGUAGCUCUCAAUAUGCAUAUGCUAGAGUUGCUAAUAAAUUUGUGUGUGAAGUCCGGUGAA
Molecule: messenger RNA, 2526 nt
Organism: Agrilus planipennis (emerald ash borer)
Lineage: Eukaryota; Metazoa; Arthropoda; Insecta; Coleoptera; Buprestidae
Product: E3 ubiquitin-protein ligase AMFR
Exons: 11
Coding region: 353-2173 (606 amino acids)
Biological process (GO): protein K48-linked ubiquitination; endoplasmic reticulum unfolded protein response; ubiquitin-dependent protein catabolic process
Cellular component (GO): ubiquitin ligase complex; endoplasmic reticulum; cytosol
Molecular function (GO): ubiquitin protein ligase activity; ubiquitin binding
Source: RefSeq, a predicted model, not a curated record